GUUUCAGAUUCCGAUUGCUUUUUGGGGACUUUUGCUUACGUUAAAGCGCGCUUUCCACACCUCUGCCUCCGCCGCCGUUCUAAAGGGAAACUGUAGAAUCUGAUUUACGACUCUCUCCAACUUCAAGUAUUUCCCCCUCUGCCAGCGUGCCAGUUGUACGCCAGCGUCGACGCUUUGGUUAUCUCAUGCAGGGCAAUUUGUCAAGCCAAAUAACGGUCUGCGUGUCAGUUUCAGUUCCAUUUUUUGCAUCACGGAGAACAGAACAGAACACAACAUGUCCAAGGGAUCGGUCCUACCACAGUAUAUAGCCGGUUUAUCGGCCAGCUUUGGCGCCAUGUGUACGGGCGCCUCAAUCGGCUGGUCCGAAAUUUGUAAUUUCGAGUUCUUUAAGAGAUUUACUAACUAAUUUCAGCUGUAAAUAAAGAAGCAUUAGUGUACAGCUUAUAAUUCUUUAACAUUGACAUGGCGUUUUCGCACAAAAUGUUCUUUGGACGCCAGUGACAGCUCUGCCAGUUCAAUAUUUCAAUUUUUGCAGCGCGUCUCGCCCAAUUUUCCGCAAUUAAAUUCCACCAGCAAAGCUAUCAACAAAUAUGCUGUCAGGCCACAAACCUUCUAUAUUGUACUUUUAGAAAAGUAAUAUUUGUUAAAGUGAGCGUGUGAGUGCUGGCAUUCGAAUCUACGGAAGUCCUUUUCGUUUGUGCUGUGCUGUUGUUGUUUUGUUGCUUUGGCUACUGCUGUCGCCCUGUAUACGCCCUUGCGUAUAACAAUGGACAUGGAAUACGCCAACAUCAAUGAAUUUAAUGACCGCGACCUAGCGACACGCUUGCGCAACAGCAAUUAUGAAAAAUACAAGUCUCUGGUGCGCAUGCACCUCUCCUUCGAGCUGGAACUAAACACCGACGAGUUCGACAUGCCGUGCCAUGAAAUCGUCUACGAAGAUAAGGGCAAGAUAAAGAAGUGGAAUCGCCUCUCCAAGAAGAAUCGCGGACCUGCCACAGGCUGCACGGCUGGGGCAGGCAGUAAGUCGGCGGGCAACAGUCCCACUGAAACGCUGCAGCAACAAAUUGAUGCAGGCUUUCUGAUGCACCUGGAGGAGCUCAAAGAGUUUCUUAUGCUGGAGAAGAAUCUCACCCAGGAGGGACUAUUUCGCAAGACAGGAGCCGUUUCCAGGCAGAACGAGCUACGAAUGCACAUACAGCCCGACCAGCCCUUGGAUUUGGAACUGACAGGAUUCUCGGCUCACGACUGUGCCACUGUUUUUAAGAGCUUUCUGGCCGAGCUGCCAGAGCCUUUGCUUACAGACGCCCACUAUCCAGCACAUCUUCAGAUAGCGCCGCUUAGCCAGGCAUUAAUGGGGGGUCAGGUGGCGGCUACCGCAGAGCGCCAACAACAUCUUCUCAACUCGGUGCAGCUGCUCCUUCUCCUGCUCCCCGAAGAGCAUCGCGAGUUACUGCAGCACAUUAUUAAAAUGCUCCAUUCGGUGGCAGCGCGUGAGGAGAAGUUCUUCGAAGUUCCCGGAAAGCUAGCCACCGAUAUUCGGGCGUACUUUCUUGAGCGCAAACGCAAAAAAACCAUGUCACCGGAGCAAACCCUUGAAGAAUCCAUCUCGGACGACUCGACGGUCAACACGGUGUACACUUUUGUAGAUCGUGCCGCCACGGCAGCGGCAAACAACAGCAAUUACACGGACACUGCACUGGCGCAGCUGUACGCGCACAUUCAGAGCCGUCCGGAGUCCUCCAAGAAGCGUCGCCUCAUCAAGCAGUUUAACAAGCAAAACGGACAAGGUAGCACAUUGUCUCCACUCCGUUGCGUUCCUUUGGGACACAGCUCAUUGAUUCCACUCGCUCCUUUCAGGCACACCGCUGCAGGUCAUCGCGAGGAGCUCCAGCGUGCCAUAAGGGAGCAUCACGAGAAGCAUGAUGCCAAAAUGAUGCGCGCCAUGGAGGAGGCAGAGCGUAAGAAGUAG
This is a messenger RNA of Drosophila miranda, 1969 nucleotides long. RefSeq names its product rho GTPase-activating protein 19-like. The transcript is spliced from 3 exons. The coding region runs from base 767 to 1969 and encodes 400 amino acids. The record is from RefSeq and is a predicted model, not a curated record. Gene Ontology annotation, cellular component: cytoplasm. NCBI's taxonomy places the organism in Eukaryota, Metazoa, Arthropoda, Insecta, Diptera, Drosophilidae. Gene Ontology annotation, biological process: regulation of small GTPase mediated signal transduction; signal transduction. Gene Ontology annotation, molecular function: GTPase activator activity.